Molecule: messenger RNA, 1506 nt
Organism: Scheffersomyces amazonensis
Lineage: Eukaryota; Fungi; Ascomycota; Pichiomycetes; Serinales; Debaryomycetaceae
Exons: 1
Coding region: 1-1506 (501 amino acids)
Source: RefSeq, a predicted model, not a curated record
AUGUCCACUAGACGGUAUAAUACAUCAGAUCUGCCAGAUUUUAAGAUAGAUCAGAGUUCAGUUGACCCGAUUUCAUCGAAUUCGUCCUUCCCCCAUGAAAAUUGGCCUAGUGACGCACAAGUUCCAAAUUUCCAACUAUCCCCUACCGAUGCGAACACUGAAAGAGUUGCUCCAUCAGGAGUGCCAAUAUCAGCAAAUUCCAAUUUACAUCUUUCCAAUGGAACUAAUUGUCCUCUGUUACCUUUAAAUGAUACCCAAAUGUCUUCCGACCGGUUGAAAGAUAUGGUAAUCGAGGGCUUAAAUCACCAGCCUUCUACUCCAACAGGGGUUUCAUCAUCAAUUUCUUGCACAGAUGUCGCGAAUACGACAAUGUCGUAUGAUGAUGCUGCAAAAUCCGAAUCUAAUACGGAUAACUUGCUUGAUUUUCAAUCUAUAAUUAAUUCAAAUAUUAUUAAUAAAAAUAACUUCGACAUCUGGAAAGAGGCCUAUAAUGACAAUAAAUUAAAUGAAAAUCAAAAAAAAAGCGUUGAAACAUAUUUUAAUAAAUCUGAAUUUUUAAAAUAUUUGGCAAAUAAUCAGAAAAGAAUUCACGAAUAUAACAUGAAUAAAUUGCCUUAUCCUCUUAAAAAUGCAUUUUAUGCUAAUUAUAUAUGCCCAAAUGACGUUGGUCUUGUGUUCAAAUUCCCUGAACAACUUAGAAUUAAUUCUAACAAAGAGAUACUCCAAAUGAUUAAGUCAGAAAUAAAAAUUACUGUUCAGGAAUUAGAAUCAGAAAUUCAAACAAUAGAAACCAAAUGUUCAUUAACUAAAACAAAACUUGAAGAUGCUACUAACAAGUUAAAAGAACUCAAGGACUCCCAUAACAAUCUCUUUCCCACACAUGAAGAAUAUAAAAAGAACAAAGAAUCUUUAGAUAAAGAACAUGGUCAAAAUAUUAGAUCAUUGUAUAACCUAAUAGUGAAACAAUAUAUUCUUGAUACCCUUCACAUAAUAUUUAUUAAUGAAAAAUAUAUUAAAUUACCAAUUUCAUGCGUAGAUUUUAAUCAAUUGUCAGCCCUUAAACAGCGAAAUAUUAAAAUCACCGAAAAAGUCAACCAACAUAAUGUAUUACUAGAUUUUAUGGAGAAUCAUCCAUUUAGAAGGGAAGAUGGCACUACAAUUCACUUUUCCCUAGUAUCCAACGAUAUACCGGUUGCUAUAUACUUAGAACUUCCUUUGAACCAAGCAAAGUGGUGGGAAGAUAUUCUCGCAGCUCACUUUCCUGAAGAUGUAUACCAUAUAAUCGAGACCUUUGUUCCAAAGGAGGUUGAAGCAUAUAAAAUAGAUGAAGCGUUUCCAGAUGAUCUGACUCUAGUCCGAAUUUAUGCAAUUUUUAGCUUGAAUAAUGGUAAAACACAAUUUAAACAUAGAGAGUCACAUCUUAAAGCCAUGAAACUAGGAUUUGUUUCACAUUGUCGGAACAAUUGUUAUACUUGUAAUCGCUACAGAAAGAGUCACAAAGUAUAA